Molecule: messenger RNA, 4832 nt
Organism: Notolabrus celidotus (New Zealand spotty)
Lineage: Eukaryota; Metazoa; Chordata; Actinopteri; Labriformes; Labridae
Gene: trim62.1
Product: tripartite motif containing 62, tandem duplicate 1
Exons: 6
Coding region: 278-1765 (495 amino acids)
Biological process (GO): innate immune response; positive regulation of canonical NF-kappaB signal transduction
Molecular function (GO): protein binding; zinc ion binding
Source: RefSeq, a predicted model, not a curated record
UGCCUUGUACUUAUUAUUAUAAUACUUGAGGAGCACCCCCAUCGUUGAACACAGUUGGUUUGGUCUGUUGCCGCUGUGUGCUGCUCUCCUUCCUGAAAGACACUUGCAUUGGAGCCUCUGAUGUCGCAAAGCACAGAUUUGAGACAAUACACUAAAGAUUUCUGAAGAUAUCGUCAAUUCCCACAUGGCUCUGAACCACUCACUUGAACAUUAAUCCAAGUUUACUCCGCUCCAAAGCAUUGCCCUCUUAGAUGCCGCUCAGUCUUCGUCUCUGCAAAUGGCUUGCUGUCUGAAGGACGAGCUCCUCUGUUCCAUCUGCCUCAGCAUCUACCAGGACCCCGUCAGCUUUGGCUGUGAGCACUACUUCUGCCGAAAGUGUAUCACAGAGCACUGGAGCAGACAGGAGCCGCACGGAACGAGGGACUGUCCUGAGUGCCGCAGGACCUUCACCGACCCCCUCCUCUCGCCCAGUCUCAAGCUGUCCAACAUUGUGGAGCGCUACUCGGCCUUCCCUCUGGACGCCAUCCUCAACGCUCAGAGGAGCUCCUACCCCUGCAAGGACCACGAGAAAGUCAAGCUCUUCUGUCUCACAGACAAAAGUCUGGUGUGCUUCUUCUGUGACGAGCCGGCGCUUCACGAGCAGCACCAAGUAACCACUAUCGACGAGGCGUACGAGGAGAUACAGAGGGAGAUGAAGGAGCAGCUGGCCACCCUGCAGGACAGUGAGAAGGGACACACUGAAGCCCUGCAGCUCUUGCAAAGACAGCUCACUGAGACUAAGUCCUCAGCAAAGAGCCUGCGUGCAACCAUCGGCGAUGCGUUCGAGCGCCUUCACCGCUUCCUGCGUGAGCGCCAGAAGAGCAUGCUGGAGGAGCUGGAGAUGGACACGGCUCGCAAGCUGGCAGACAUCGAGCACAAGAUCCAGCGCUACAGCCAGCAGCUGCGUGACGUCAAGGAGGGCAUCCAGAUCCUACAGGAGCGCCUCAACGAGACGGGACGACAUGACUUCCUGGAGGGAGUGGCCAUCACUUCUGAGAGGUGCUACACCUGCACUGAGUUUACUAAAAGAACAGUUUCUGCAUCGUUAGAAUCCAAUAUGAUUAAAGGGAAGAUACAUGAGACCAAUCUGACGUAUGAAGACUUCCCGACAUCCAAGUACAUGGGGCCCUUACAGUACACGAUAUGGAAGCUGCUAUUCCAGGAUAUCUCACCAGUCCCAGCAGCACUGACCCUCGACCCCAUCACAGCCCACCAAAGACUGAUCCUCUCUGACGACUGCACCAUAGUGGCCUAUGGAAAUCUACAUCCGCAGCCACUACAAGACUCCCCUCGUCGCUUUGAUGUGGAGGUGUCUGUUCUGGGUGCGGAGGGCUUUGUGUCGGGCGUGCAUUACUGGGAGGUGAUGGUGUCGGAGAAGACCCAGUGGAUGAUCGGCGUAGCCAACGAGACUGUAAGUCGUAAGGGGAGCAUCCAGAUCCAGCCCAGCCGAGGAUUCUACUGCAUUGUCAUGCACGACGGGAACCAAUACAGCGCCUGCACUGAGCCCUGGACCCGCCUCAACGUAAAAAGCAAGCUGGAGAAGGUGGGGGUCUAUCUGGACUACCCCAAAGGUCUGCUCAUUUUCUACAAUGCAGAUGACAUGUCCUGGCUCUACACCUACAGAGAGAAAUUCCCCGCCAAGCUCUUUCCUUACUUCAGCCCGGGUCAGAGCCACGCUAAUGGCAAGAACGUGCAGCCGCUGCGGAUCAACACUGUACGCCUUUAAGAGCUGCACAAAUCUGUGGUCUUGAUUGUCCUUACAGAUGACAUCAUAAGCAAAUUCAUGGGACUUAUUUAGGUUUCAAAAAAAUACAACAAAUCAGUUUUAAAAAAUACUUUAACAAGAUGGUUCAGGUUUUUUAAUUGUGGGGUUGUAUGAGGUAAACCGUUAGUGCAUAACCCUCAGUGGAUGACGGUCCGCAUGGACCCUGUUUGAUGAAGCAAGGCCAGAGUACAGACAUGGAUGUUACCCUCCACUGAAUGGAGGCUGCAGUAAAGCAUAGUCAUUGCCCUUAAAAAGUCCCAAACCCCCGAAAACAGGAUGAGUGUAUGCUGUAUUUUUUUAUGUUUUCACAGCUUCAAGCAGUCCCUGCCUUUGGCUGUGUAUAUUUGUUGACCAUACACACUCUGUGUUUCAGCAUAAGCUCUGCAAUAUGUUACAGCUUUUAGGCCAAAGAAGUGCCAGAGCAGAAGCUCAAAAUAAUAUCGAACUCGAGAAACAUUUAUUAUUUUCCCUCUGUGUAUAUUAGCAUUUUAUCAUUUUCUAUUAGUAUCUUAUUAGUUCUUAUAUUUGUUGACUUUUCUAUAAAAUUCUGACCCCAACAGCUGAUUGGAUGCUGUGCAGUGUGUAGGAAUACAGAGCCGUUGUAUAAAACAAACACAUAAUGCUAAAGGAAGAGCUGUCAGACAUCAAGGUGAAGCUGUUAAAAUAUUCAAAUAUGAGGCUUUCACUUAAAUUGAACUAUUGUUUUGCUCCACCUCAGUGUGCAGCUGAGCUUAGCUUCUGUGUCUGUUCUCUGGCUGACGUCUCCUAACAGGGGCCAUGCUCACGGUCAUCCACUGUGGAUAAUAUAUCGACUAUCAUACAACUUUUCCUACAACCCCACCUCAAAAAAUCCAAACACUAACGGUUGUUUGAAAUGUUUAUUUCUUUCACAUCAGUUCAAAAUCGUGCUUGAUGUUGCUCUUCAAACCUGUGCUGUUUUUUUGUGACUUGAAACGACCGCACGGUAACGGCCGACUGUACCUGAAAAGAUAACACUAAAGGGAGACAUGGGAACCCCUGGGCUCCUUCGAGGUCUGUGGCAGCGAUGUGGAAUUAAAAAUGAUUUCCCCUCUCAAAGUGACUGUCCCAGGCCCACCUUGCACACUCCCAGGGGGGCACUACUCUCCCUAUCAAGCCCCAGGCUUGUCAGACUUGACGUCCCCGUCUUUGUCCGGGCCAGUGAACGCUGCAGACUGGUCUCUUCUCUGCCAUGCAGUUGGCUUAGCUUUGUGUGUGGAGGGUAAUUGACAGCACCCGGCUCCUUUUUCUUUUGGCUUCUGUUCGGCCACCUUGAACUUGUCAAGUCUGUUUUACUUCAGUGUUACACCACAAUAUUGGCUCCUCCAGCAGGUCUUAUCCACAAGUUCAGUCUUUAUCAAUGAGAGGAAAGCUCCUGUUAUACGUGCACCAGAUCAUCCAUAUCACCAAAAACAUAGUAGUUAAUGCCCACUCUGUCCACUUUACACAUAAGGUGGGAACGUCUGUAUGGAAUUUGAGAUUGUCCAGAGUAUGCUGCUAUUAAUGGGGUAAGAACUGGCAUGUCUGUAUUUAGAGAAUCAAGGGUUAAAUGGAAAGUCUUCUAUCAUGCUGGCUCAUGUUUCUGCUCCUUCCCAUGCUUUUGGGUUUUUCUGUCCAUGUACAUGUUCAUUAAGUAAUUUCUGCCUCCUAUAUGUCAUCUGACCAUUUUGUCUUAUACUCAAAAGAAAGCUUAAUGGAUGAGUUAUUUCUCAAAAGUUCUGCAAAUACCACCUGUUGUCUGUUUUGAAUCAUAUCAAACAUGUAAAUGAAAUCAAGCUGUAUGGUUUUUGAAAAUUGUAAUCUUCAUGUAAAGUAAUGAUGAAUACACGGACUGAAUGACACUUCUGUACUAUCCCCGUGUGACCAGCAUUCCCCAGGCUGUUGCCUUGUUACAUAAUGACAAAAUCACUGAUAAUUCCCCCGAGGCUGCCCCCCAUGUGUAUUUCUUCGCCCCUUGUGCCACAAGUGCUCUUGUUUAUCAGCAGUUGUACACAAGUCCUGCCGAAUCGGCUCCUAAGAGGCUACUGUCGCUCCGCCAAGUCCAACACACUGAGAGAUACAGUAAAUGUGUGCGGACGGACGGGUGUGUUUGUGAAGCUAUAAUUUUAAAUCCAGCUUUAGUGCUGCUCAAUAAAGUCCAUCUGGCCAUACAGGCACACCCAGGCUGUGGCCAAAAGAGUUUAUUACGAAAUACUUUCGGAUCAACUCAACAGAUUUUUCUUUUGGGUAAUCUUCAACCACAAAACAAAACAAAAAACAAUCACCUCACCCCUCAUUUGCCACUGUACAUCUUUGCAUCUGUGUGUGUUGUCUGUGUUCAUUGAAGAGAAAAUCGGGGCAGUGCCCUUGUUUCUGUAGGAUGUGGUUCUGAUAUUUGCAGUAUGAUGCAAACUCAGGUCAAAUUGUGACACCUACUUGGUUAUUCUUGAUCUUUGUUUUAACAUGCACAGAUCUGCAUGACGCAGAAGUUUUCUGAAUGACAAUGCUGGAUAAAUCCUGGAUCAACUUGUCAGUCUAUUCUCUGGGAUUUACUCAUAACAUGUCGGUGAAAAAACCUGCUUUGUGAAAAAGGUUGAAUAUAAUUGAAGGUUUAGACAAUCAUGACUGUAUUUCGUCAUUCCUCUUCCCUCUGACUGACUCAGUCUUAAUUUUCUUUGAGAAAGAAAUCUGAAUGAACAGGUGCUUCAUGCAUGUUAAAACAAAGUCUUACAUUUGACCUCAGUUUGCUUCAUUGCAGGCUUCAGUGGAGUCUGUUUCUGUUCUGUUUGAAUAUUAAGAAGGAGAUUGUUGUGACGUGGUGUUGGGUUACCGGUGGUGGUGAUGAUGAUGCUAAUGGUUUAAAUGAUUAUAAUGAUGAUAACUAUGACACUUUUGAUGAUUAUAAUGAUGAUUGUGUCCUUUGAUGAUGGCAGCUGUGCACCCAUCAUUGUGUGAACGCACUCCUGUGUGCUUUUGCUGCUGGAGGUUUGUUGGAAAUGUUUUAAUGUAUAAUAAAUUACUGCUAAAAUCA